UUAGUUCACUAGAUCGACCUGUGUUAUCUUCAAACACUCCCCCCUCUCCCUCUCUCAUGCAACAUUUCAAUAAUGGCGGCCACAACCUCACGAUCCCUAAUCCCGUCUCUGUAUUCCGAUUCCAAAAUCCAUAAUCCAAAGCCUCUCACUGCCGCACAACUCUCCCAAGGACGCCUUAAAAUCCCCCUUCACGCCUGCUACAGCAAUACCAAUAGCAAAAAUAAUAAAAAGAUCCAAGCAAUUGACCUGCAGAAGCUCAUUCAAGACUCCCCCUACGAAUUUGACUCCAAAGAUUCUCCCGCUUCACUUCCGAGGCCUUUAACGUCGGCCCAAUUGUCUAAUUUGACCUCGGAAGGGUCUAGCCUCCGUGUUGCUUAUCAGGGGGUUCGAGGUGCAUAUAGUGAGUCUGCAGCAGAAAAGGCAUACCCAAAUUGUGAACCAGUUCCAUGUGAACAGUUCGAUACAGCGUUCGAGGCUGUUGAAAAGUGGCUCGUUGAUAGAGCAGUUUUACCAAUAGAAAAUUCUUUGGGCGGUAGCAUCCACCGGAACUAUGACCUACUACUUCGACACAGGUUGCAUAUAGUCGGAGAAGUUAAACUUGCAAUAAGACAUUGCUUACUGGCUAACCAUGGAGUCCUAGUUGAAGACCUAAAAAGGGUUCUUAGCCAUCCUCAGGCUCUUGCACAGUGUGAGAGCACAUUAACUGGAUUGGGACUGGUGAGAGAAGCUGUGGAUGAUACUGCUGGUGCAGCCAAGCAUGUUGCUUUCCAUAAACUCAAGGAUGCUGGAGCAGUUGCUAGCAAGGCUGCUGCUAGAAUUUAUGGGUUGAAUAUACUUGCUGAAGACAUACAGGAUGAUUCUGAUAAUGUCACCCGCUUCCUUAUGCUGGCUAGGGAACCUAUUAUACCAGGCACUGAUAAACCUUUCAAGACAAGUAUAGUCUUCUCACUUGAGGAAGGUCCAGGGAUGCUUUUCAAAGCACUUGCUGUUUUCGCCAUGAGGAAUAUUAACCUGACAAAGAUUGAAAGCCGUCCGCUGCAGAAGCAGACUUUGCCAACACUUGAUGACAGUACCAAUGGAUUUCCCAAGUAUUUCCCAUAUCUUUUCUAUGUUGAUUUUGAAGCAUCCAUGGCUGACGAAAGAGCCCAAAAUGCUCUUGGUCAUCUGAAGGAAUUUGCAACAUUCUUGAGGGUGCUGGGGAGUUAUCCCACUGACACUGGCCUGCCAUGAGUGACCUUGAGUCCUGAAUGCUGGUCAGGGGCUUCCGUUUAGAGAACACAAUUUCAGUAGAAGAAAAUUCUUCAAAGAAUUCAUCGGUCUGAGAUAGACUAACAGAGGACUGCGAAAGGGUGUUACGCGACAGAGCAAAUAAGUGACCUUGCCAACACUUCACUAUCAAAUGCAAAAGAUACAGCUAUUCUUUUAUUGUAAUUACUCAAUUUUAUUUCAUUUUAUUCAUUUUCUGUUUCGUCGAAUUCACCCUUUUUAUUGAAUCAAUUUUGUGGUCGUGCUCGACUCCUUUACCAAGUGAGAACUACAUGUCUCCUUGCAAGUGGGUCAUUUUCUUUAUUGUUGAAAAUACACACUAACAACAUAAUUGGUA
Molecule: messenger RNA, 1603 nt
Organism: Olea europaea var. sylvestris
Lineage: Eukaryota; Viridiplantae; Streptophyta; Magnoliopsida; Lamiales; Oleaceae
Product: arogenate dehydratase/prephenate dehydratase 2, chloroplastic-like
Exons: 12
Coding region: 73-1230 (385 amino acids)
Biological process (GO): L-phenylalanine biosynthetic process
Cellular component (GO): cytoplasm; chloroplast
Molecular function (GO): arogenate dehydratase activity; prephenate dehydratase activity
Source: RefSeq, a predicted model, not a curated record